UUCCAUAUUUACUCUAUAAUCAGAGAAAAUGAAGAAGCAAUUGACAGUUUUAGAUUACUACCCAAAGUUCAAGAGGAGACCAAAGAGCAUGAGAAAGAGAUCCAUUAUUGAGCGAAAAGAUAAUGAGUUAGGUCAUACUGAAAAGCUAUCAAAGGCCCAGAGCUUAAGGAACUUAGCUAUUUCAAAGAAAAGACUAAACAUCGCGGAAAUUAAUGGGUUCUAUUUCAUGAAAGAAACCCCGCCUAUUAAAAUUCUCUCAAAAUCAGACCCUCGCUCCACUCCUGAGAGAAAAGAGUGUCAGUUUAACAAUAAGAACUCUUUUGGCCAAAAGAAGAGGCUAGACUUUAAUAUUUCGCCUAAGAAAAAUGAGUCGCGCAAAGAGAUACUGAACCCGAAAAUAGAGAGCCAAAUGAACAAUCUCUUGGACCUUCACAAGUUAUUUAAAAAUAAGGAUAUGGCAAUGCGGAUGAGACCUAAUUUGCAAGAAAGGCAAAUCAGGCUAUAACGAGGUUUACUAAUCAAGGAAAAGCGUCUACUAGAAACAAUAAUAAAGAGUCUCCAGACAGUGUAAAAGAAAGUCCAACAUCCAAACCAGUAUUCCAAAGUGCAAUUCCUAAAAGGAGCCGACCGGUACUCCAAGAAGGCCCGCCAGCGUCAGAAUUUGAUCCUUUUCCUAUUGAAGAACUCGAAUUAAACCUUGCCUUCAGCAACCUCACUUCUUAACUUAAGCCUUCUCUACCAUAUACAUAUGAAGAAGGGCUUGAAAAUGUUUCUCUAUAAAUCCUAAAUAUCUCACAUAAA
Moneuplotes crassus is the source of this 801-nucleotide messenger RNA. The record is from the annotation of a GenBank genome assembly. NCBI's taxonomy places the organism in Eukaryota, Ciliophora, Spirotrichea, Euplotida, Euplotidae.